UUCGCAAAGGAAAGGUCUUGUUGUGUUGCGCAUGCGCCGUGAGUGAUAUUAAGAAUUAUUAUUGUGAUUUCCCGCGUUUAACGAAAUUCACUGUAGGAACCUCUUAAAAAGUUAAGUGAAACGAGUUUUCUUACUGUUUACGGGAAUUUUCGUGUGUGGAAUCUUGUCAGUGAACUGGCUGGUACUUCAAACUGCAUGUUUUAUUUAUAUUUAAUCAUAGAUUCGAUUUGAAUCUUCUGUUUAUAACUAUUGAAGUUUUAUUGGAUUCCGGUUGGAGAGAUUCGCUGCUAAGUCUAGAGUGGUGUGUCAAAACGACUCAUCAAGAUUAAUGAAUAUGUCCUGAAAAUACCAAAAAUUAUCAUGCACAGAUAAUAAAUAUCUAAAAGUGAUGUGGUGACUGGAGUAGUGACAUUUUAAAUAGAAAGAUGGCGCUGUUGCGUUUGACAUUCGCGUGUGCGUUAAGUGCUGUGUUUGUGUGUGUGGGUGGGCACGUAGCAUUGACCUUCCCGCCUGCGAGAAAGUAUGACUUGGACUUUUUGGACAAUUCUAGAACGAAACCGCCAUGUGGAAUGCCUAAAGGUUCAAUAAAGACGUCUUUUUUAGCUGGUUCAAAAGUUACAGUCCACUGGCAUUUGGCAUACGCACACCGAGGAGGAUUCAGUUUGAGGAUAUUGGACUAUCUGGAAAGACCCUUGUUGGAUUUAACUCCCAGAGCCGGUGGUUCAGAAUUUGUACGAGAUGAUCCGACGGCUCAAAAGUACGAAGUUCACCUACCAAGCGACUUCACGUGUGAAAACUGUACGUUACAAUUGCAAAGAGAGGCCGGCGAGUGGGGCGCCAACUAUCGGUUCUGGUCGUGCGCUGACAUCGACAUCGUUACACGUAAGGAAUACCACGAGAACUGUUCCGGCAGAGGUUUCCACAUCCUAGGCCGCUGCAAGUGCCACAAGAUGCACAGCGGGCCGCGCUGCCAGUUCUCGGACGAGUGCGCGGAGGACAACGACUGCGGGUUGAGAGGGAAGUGCUUCGACACCAACUCCACUGAAUCGCCAAGUAGGAUGUGCUACUGUCCACUCGGAUUUUAUGGAAAAGGGUGUAACAAAAAGGCACCUUGGAAGGACAAGGACAUAAACUUGUCUUUAUAUAGUAAGAAGCAAUUAUCGAAGCAGUUCGCCUUGUACUGGCGUGUUCUGAAAGAGGAAUCUGAGAUGGAGUUCGUGAUGAUGGUCAAUGGGACGUCAUAUGCUGCUCUCGGCUGGAGACCAAAAGGCCUGAAGAAAGAAUGCAAAAACUUCCCAGUUCUUGGGCCGCCUAUGGAUACUCCUAGCACCCCAGCACCAGAACCUUUACCAGAGCCCGAACCGAAAUCUGAGCCGGAACCGUCCCCAGAACCGAAGGCUGAGCCAGAACCGACACCGGAACCCAAAUCUGAGCCCGAGCCGUCUCCUGAGCCAAAAUCCGAACCUGAACCCACAGCAGAACCAAAAGCAGAACCCGAACCAUCUCCUGAGCCAAAACCAGAGCCGGAAUCUGCUCCGGAGCCAACAGUCGAACCAAGUCCGGAGCCAAGUUCCGAACCAGAAACUUCCAGCGUAUCUGAAAACGACAAUAGAAACAAGAGGGUAGCCAUGCAUACUUUAGAUGGAUUUGAUUUUAAGAACCUCGGCAAUGACGUUACUGUGAAAACUAGUGUGUCCUAUAAAGUGUCGAGUUCUAAAGGUCGAAAGAAACGAGCCGCCCAGGAAACAGAGGAGCCAAAUGUGGAAACAUCGACCACUAUAAUAGUCCAUGACAACGAAAACUCCCCUCCCCCCGAACCAGAACGAGUAUUACAACCAAAGCUAAAGCCAAAAACUAAACAUAAGCCCUUCCAACCAAAGUCUAGAAAAUUUAAUAAUUUGAACGUUAGUUCCACUAUUCACACUAAAGAUCACCCAGUGCCUACUUUAGAACCAGUGACUGUAUUAGGGUCAGAAGCGAACCAGGCCUCUAUACCCGAACCCAAUGCAGAGCCUACACAAAUAGAUACCUUAUCACAACCUUACCCUACUUCUGAGCCUGAACCAAAUUCUGAGCCUGAACCUUCUCCUGAGCCUAAAUCUGAGCCUGAACCUUUUGUUGAACCUAAAUCUCAGCCUGAACCUUCCCCUGAGCCUAAGUCUGAACCUGAACCUUCUUCUGAGCCUAAGUCUGAAUCUGAAACUUCCCAUGAGCCUACAUCAGUGCCCGAACCUUCCUCUGAACCUAAGUCUGAACCUGAACCAUCCCCUGAGCCUAAGUCAGUGCCUGAACCUUCUCCUGAGCCUAAUUCAGAACCCGAACCCACCUCCGAGCCUAAGUCUCAGCCUGAACCUUCCCCUGAGCCUAAACCUAAAUUAGAAAAUUUCCGCGAGCCUAAGUCAGAACCUGAACCUAAAUCUGAACCAGAACCCAUCCCCGAGCCUAAAUCUGAACCUUCUCUUGAACUUAAAUCUGAGCCAGAACCGUCACCUGAACCCAAAUCUGAGCCAGAACCAUCACCUGAACCCAAAUCUGAGCCAGAACCAUCACCUGAACCCAAAUCUGAGCCAGAACCAUCACCUGAACCUAAAUCUGAGCCAGAACCAUCACCUGAACCAAAAUCUGAGCCAGAACCAUCACCUGAACCUAAAUCUGAGCCAGAACCAUCACCUGAACCUAAAUCUGAGCCGGAACCUUUUCCUAAUCCCGAACCUGAACCCAAUGCAGAAAUGGAUUCAGAAUAUCUGCUAGUGAAAGGAUUUACUGAAGAAACAGGUUAUUUCCCAUCACACGAAUACGUUCCAAAAUUCGACUUCAACCCAAUGGAUUGCACCGACAUAGUCAUUGGUACGGCUAAAGGAAACUACCACAGGGUACUGGAUUACUAUACAAGAGACAGAUCGACACCGAGAGUAGACACGUUUUGGGGUGGGCAUGAUGACAUUACAGCAGCAUCAGGAUUUGAAGAGAACGGCGUUACGACGAUCAUGUUUAGAAAAAAAAUUAAGGCUAAAGAACCAUCAGACCAUUCGUUUGUUGACGACCUGAUGCAUGUGAUAUGGGCUAGAGGUCAGGAAUAUGGUCAUUAUGUACACUCGCCUCCUGCUGGUGUAUCGAAGGGUGAUUUCUAUCGUCCUGACGAGCUGAAAUACCAUGGACACGGAUCCCAGAGGGGAGUCACUGCUAUGAAUUUCUUUGAAGAAACAAAAACAACAAUCUCCGGUGGAAUUCAAUCGUUAGACAACGACAAAUGCGGCGCCCAGUGGAAAUUUCCUUCCGACUGCGACGUCAAGAACGACACCUGCGAAUACGUCGCAUCCUGGGAGUACCUGGGGCUCAAGAGGGGGAGAGACUCGGUGAAGUUCACCAUAACGACCAGGAACGCAAAGUUCUGGACCGGCAUCGGCUUCAGCGACAACAAGAAAAUGUCGCAGUCGGACGCCGUGCUGGGCUGGGUGGACCCGCGCAGCGGCCGCGCCACCGUGCUGGACGCGUGGCUGAGCGGGUACGCCGCGCCGCGCGCCGACGCGCACCAGCACGCCGCGCGCGCCGCCGGACAGCUGCGCGACGGCCGCGCCUCCUACAGCUUCGUGCGCGCGCGCGACACCGGCGACCCGCAGGACUUGGCGUUCACGAACGAGAAGUGCCUGUACAUGAUGUUCGUGACGCACGGGGGCGGCUUCGAUCCCGUCAGCAAGAGGACCAGCAAGCACAUGAAGACGCCCUACGUCACCGAGGAGAGGGUUUGCAUCAAGCCCUGCGGUCCCGAGCCAGACGAGGAAGAACAAACAACAGAAAUAGUACUGCCCGGCACCAAGACCUACUCCAUCCUCCUUAAGAUAACCGGUCUCGCUGAUAACUUCCGACCUCCUGCAGUCGGAAGUCCCGACUUUGAAGAUUUAGCGGAAAAGGUUUCCAGUAACCUGGCCCAGGAGUUGGGCAGAACUAAGGGAUAUCAGGGAUUAGCUGUGAACGGCUUCAUGCAAAACGAAACUAACGCAAUUAUCGCGGAACUGACUCUGAAGUCGAUCGACUCGAACUCUAUCGAGUCGGGUCGGUCGCUGGACGACGUCUCGCUCGCACUCAACGCGACCGAGCGAGAGGAGGAUAGGGACAAGUGGGAGCGCGCCAUUAGAGACACGCUGGCGGUCGGACGGGUCGGGAACUUGAAGGUGGAUCCCGAAUUUUUGGUCUUAGAAUCCGUGAAUAGCCGGCGGCGGCCGCCGGAGGAGGCCCCGCGCGCGGCGGGCUGGCCCGCGGGCCGCCUGUGGCUGCUCGCGGCGUGCGUGGCCGCGCUCGUGGCGCUCGCGCUGCUGCAGGCGCUCUGCACGCUGGCGCGCCGCUCCGCCGACGAUCAGCUGAUCCCGAGCACGGCGUGGAAGGACUACACGUCGGCGAACACCAACUACGCGUUCGAGCCCUUCGAGAACGACGAGAAGUACAACGGCACCUCCACCGCGUCCCUCGCCCGGCCGACGGGGCCGCCCCCGCCGCGGCCCGGCAGCGCGCACGGGGCCCCCCCGAGGGCGCACAGGAUGCCGCCCGACGGCCCCGGGCCCGGCUUCGACCGCCGCGACGGGGCGCCCGGCCGGCGCGACCCGCGCGACGCCCGGGCCGACCUCGCCGGCAGCCGGCACGACCUGGCCAACGGGCGCGCCGACGCCAACGGCGACGCCCACAAGGCGGCGGCGAACGGCCACCGCGCCGCGAACGGCUACCGGUCGCCGGGUGACGGCUACCGGGCGCCGGGCGACGGCUACCGGUCGUCGGGCGCGCGCUCCCCCCGCGCGCCCGACACGCGCUCGCUGCAGCGCCCGCGCUCGCGGCCCGGCUACGGCGCGGCGGGCUCGCUGUCGCUGCCGCGGCGCGACGCCACGCCCGACUUCUACUUCAUGCCGUCGCAGCGCAAGCACGAAGUUAGUAACUGCUAUAAAAAGAUUUCUGAACGAGUGUUCGAUGACACCUGACUUAAGUUACCAACAGACACACAUAUAACAUGGAGUGUUGACUAAGACAUAAUAAAAUUCAACCUAACCUCUCAGUGAUUAUUCAGUUUAAUAUUCAAAAUCGAAUACAUAAAAAAAAGAUUCUGAAUAGUCUUAUAUUAAAUUUUAUCAAACAUAAGUAUUUUUAAAAACCAAUAUUUAUUUACUGUGUAAAUUUUCGUCUAGCUUUUUUAUCAAGAAUUAUUUAACAAAUAUAGUAACACUGCUAUCAACAGACAGACACCACGCUCCAUGUUGUAUGUUUAUUAAACUUAUAAAUGUAAGCUCAAUAUGUUAAGCUCCCCAUACAACUUCACUUUAUCAUUAAUUCCAAACCAUUUCUAGUCUCACGUCACAGUUUUAAAUUAAGUUAUUUGUCACCUUUCUCAUGUUCUCGGUGUUGCCAUAACUGAAUAGAUGAUAUUAUAAAUAUGGCAACACUGAUAAAUGUAAAUACUUUGUUUUUGCUGUAUAUUCGCAACUUCUAUAUAAAUAUAUCUUAUUUUUUAUUUAGUGGUCGAUAUUAUUUCUUUUAAGUUAGUCUAUAUAACACAUUUGUUAAUACAAGAAAUAAUUUAUCAUUAUCUUUUUGUUUUUGUAUUAAAAGAUAACAAUUUCCGUUUUUAUCUUGAUGAUAUAAUAUGAAAAAAUAUGUUUCGAUUAAACUGAAUGUUAAAAAUUUAGCUAUUAAUGAGAAAUCAUAUUAAUAACUUUGCUAAUUUUACUGCACACAAUCUGUGAAUUUAUAUGCCGUCCUUUUAAAGCGACGCUAUAGAAAGAGAGAACUAUAUUUCAACAGAUUAGUUAAUAUAUUGUGUUUAUCAUAGUUAGCAACAUAUUCUUUAAAAUAAUUUAUUACGUCUAAGACUUGUACCUCAAUUAAAUAUUUCAAAUCUUUUUAAUAUAAAUAUAAUAUAUUUUAAUUAGGAGUAAAUUACAAAGGUGCUUAGAAUAACUAUUAACUGAUACGUUGUGUGUUGUAGUUGUGAGUCGGAAACAGUGCUGGUUGAGCGUGCUAUGAUUUUAGUUUAUUUUUAAAAUAUUUUUUACUGUUAUUUGUAAAUUGAGACAAAGUAAUAUACGGAAAUGUAAUUUAAGAAUUUAAUUAACACGAGUAUUAAUUAAUAGGAUAAGUAAUUA
Vanessa atalanta (red admiral) is the source of this 6125-nucleotide messenger RNA. RefSeq lists its product as uncharacterized. Lineage: Eukaryota; Metazoa; Arthropoda; Insecta; Lepidoptera; Nymphalidae. The transcript has 25 exons. Bases 426 to 4967 code for a protein of 1513 amino acids. The record is from RefSeq and is a predicted model, not a curated record.